GUCUUAUGCACAUCAGUCUGUCUGUAAUUCAUGCAAACUACUGUUGUUGGCGGUUAGUGGAAAACCAAUGUCAAUCUUACAGAGUCUUUUGUAAUGGAAGAAUGUUACUUAGUAACCCCAGAUUAUAACUGCAUAGUAGCUAUUGAAAGACAACAUACCAGAAUUCUCUAGUUGUUUAUGUGUAUGCGCAUGCACCACACACAAAUGCGUGGUUAUAGUUUUAGCAAGUAAACAUGUAGCUUGUCUUUAGGAAGAUUUAUUGCUCAAUAAUAGUGUAUCGUCAUCUGUUGAGAGCACACAAAAGAAAGCCAGAAAUAAAUGCCUUGACUGUGGGCUUCAGUAUAAGACACAGCAAACACUAAAACGACACAGGAGGAAACAACAUGGUGCUGGCUACGAGAAAGACAUUUGGCAUAAAUGCAUGGUUGAAGAAUGUGGUUUGAAAUUUAUGCAAGUGAAGAGUCUAACAGAACACAUGGUGUCACAUCAUCACAUGAACAUGGGUAUGUUGUUCUUUCACCCUAUAUUCAUGUCAGAGAUAAUGCCAUAUGGAUGUAUUUGUACCAUCCACAGGAAUACGUGAACUUGAAUUCAAUAGCAGUGAUGAAUUUUUUUGAGUGGAAAAAGGAGGAACAGAGGAAGACAUGCACAUACUACAGAAGAGAGAGGUCAAAGAAGCCAACCCAAGAGUGUCAGACCCUGUACUUUGUCUGCUGUCGAAGUCACAAAGCAAACAAAAAAGACAGCGAAAACAAGAGAAAACCAAGAAUGCAAAAACGAAUGGAAACAAUCUGUCUCUCCAGGAUCAACGCAAAAUUUUAUCCUGCGUCACAGAGAGCACUUCAUAACACGGCAGGACAUUAGGAAUAUUUCCAAGUCAGUUGUAGAUAUGUCUGCAGUGAACCAUGCCGAUGAUGCACAGUCUGUCGUUGCAAUUGUGAAAAAACUAGCCAAUAAGCAAUAUAACCCUGUCUUGUUGCACAAACCAUUUGGCGUGAAGGAUGAAAAUUUCUCUGAAUUACCAGAAGAUUCAUUCAUGUUAGUGAUUCAGACAGAGCAUCAGAAAGAGCUCUUUGAAAAAUUCAGUUCUGGAGUGGUUUGUGUUGACUCAACGCACAACACAAAUCAAUACAACUAUAAACUUAUUACCCUGAUGAUCAGAGAUGAUCAUGGUCAAGGUAAAGACAUUUUAGCCACACAAUCAGUCGUUGAAGAAAUUUUUCUAAUUCUAAAGUCAUUUGCCAUACUUCAUAGGUCGCACAGUAGCUUGGACAAUAAGCAGCAAGGAAGAUCGCCCUUACAUGUACCAGGUCUUUGAAGCUGUCAAAACUGCAUCACCAAAUGCUGUUGUGACAACAUUAAUGAGUGAUGAUGGUAUAAAGUA
Molecule: messenger RNA, 1384 nt
Organism: Corticium candelabrum
Lineage: Eukaryota; Metazoa; Porifera; Homoscleromorpha; Homosclerophorida; Plakinidae
Exons: 2
Coding region: 433-864 (143 amino acids)
Source: RefSeq, a predicted model, not a curated record